Molecule: messenger RNA, 2034 nt
Organism: Lodderomyces parapsilosis
Lineage: Eukaryota; Fungi; Ascomycota; Pichiomycetes; Serinales; Debaryomycetaceae
Gene: LRO1
Product: phospholipid:diacylglycerol acyltransferase
Exons: 1
Coding region: 1-2034 (677 amino acids)
Biological process (GO): triglyceride biosynthetic process; lipid storage
Cellular component (GO): cytoplasm; perinuclear endoplasmic reticulum
Molecular function (GO): phospholipid:diacylglycerol acyltransferase activity
Source: RefSeq, a predicted model, not a curated record
AUGUCUACUAAUAGGACAAGAAAGUCACAAGAGAGGGAAUCAUCAAGCUCUACGAAUGCCAAGUCCACAGCAAUAAACUACAACAACAUAAGUAGCGAUGAUGAGGAUGAAGAUGGUGUUCAAGAGAUUGAUUUGACCCAAGAUGAUUCCAAGACCGAACAUCGCAACUCCAUCAGUCACCACCACCAUCCUCAUCAUCAUAAGAAACACAACCCAGAAAUCAAGUCGAGGAAAAAGAUUCGUGAGUCGAGGCGAUUUGUUUUCAUUUUAGGUAUUGUAUUUGGACUUGUGGUUACCGUGUUUUUCUCAACAAACAGGGCAAACUUCCCCACUGAUCUAGACCAGUUGGUCAAUUUAAACUUUGAUAAUCUAAACUCAUUGUUUGAAGAUUGGAAAGGUUGGAAAGAUGUGUUGCCUUCGGGAAUACAAUCUUAUUUGAAAGAUGCCGAAGGUGGUGACGACAGUUUACACGGAUCAGCUGAAUCAUUUAGUGUUGGAUUGAGAUUGAGGGCAGCAAAGAACUACACCGCAAAGUACAAUGUCGUUAUGGUCCCAGGUGUCAUUUCCACUGGGUUGGAAUCAUGGGGCACAACAACUCUGGGCGAUUGUCCUUCAAUUGGAUAUUUUAGAAAAAGACUAUGGGGAUCGUUCUUUAUGUUGCGCACAAUGAUUCUUGACAAGACGUGUUGGCUUAAGAAUAUCAUGCUUGAUACAGAGACAGGACUAGAUCCACCGAAUGUGAAAGUACGUGCAGCGCAAGGGUUUGAGGCAGCCGAUUUCUUUGUCGCUGGAUAUUGGAUUUGGAACAAGAUUUUGCAAAAUUUGGCUGUAAUUGGGUAUAAUCCAGAUAACAUGUUGAGUGCAAGUUAUGAUUGGCGUUUGACGUAUAUUGAUUUGGAAAAGCGUGAUGGAUAUUUUAGCAAGAUGCAAAAACAAAUCGAAAUGUCCAAAAAACUUAGUGGUGAAAAGUCCAUCUUGGUUGGCCACUCAAUGGGGUCGCAAGUUAUUUAUUAUUUUUUAAAAUGGGUUGAAGCAAAAGGUGAAUAUUUUGGCAAUGGAGGACCAAACUGGGUAAAUGAAUAUAUCGAAGCAGUUGUUGAUAUCAGUGGCUCUUCUUUGGGUACUCCUAAAACCAUUCCAGCAUUGAUUUCAGGGGAAAUGAAAGACACGGUUCAAUUGAAUGCAUUAGCUGUGUACGGUUUGGAACAAUUUUUCAGCAGGAGGGAAAGGGUUGAUAUGUUGCGUACGUUUGGAGGGGUUGCUAGUAUGUUCCCCAAAGGAGGAGAUCUUAUAUGGGGUAACUUAACAAACGCGCCUGAUGAUCCUAUCAAUACACUCGAAACAACAGACGCUGGCAAGGAACUCAAUGGGCCAAAAAAUGGCAGUUUUGGAACUUUCAUUAAGUACACUGGUAAGGAUGGUGAACAAAGGGAGGUUACAAUGGAUGAGAGUUUGGAACAACUACUCGACGAAGCUCCCUCAUGGUAUUCAAAACGAGUAAGAGAAAAUUAUAGUCAUGGUGUUGCAAGGACCAAAAAGGAGUUGGAAGCUAACAAUCAAAUUCAAAGCAAAUGGGUUAAUCCGUUAGAAGCAGCAUUACCCAAUGCUCCAAACUUGAAAUAUUAUUGCUUCUAUGGCGUGGGAAAUCCCACCGAACGUGCAUACAAGUACGUCCCAGCCGACAAAUCAGUCAAGUUGGAUUAUGUUAUUGACAGUGACUCAAGUGAUGGAGUUAUGUUGGGUGAUGGAGAUGGAACUGUGUCAUUACUAACCCACACAAUGUGCCAUGAAUGGCAGAAGGGAAGCAAGUCGAGAUUUAACCCAGGCAAUGUCAAUGUGACCAUCGUUGAGAUCAAACAUGAACCAGAUAGAUUUGAUUUGAGAGGUGGGGCAAAGACAGCCGAGCAUGUGGAUAUUUUGGGCAGUGCCGAGUUGAAUGAGUUGGUUUUGACUGUUGCAUCAGGUAAUGGUGCUUCCAUAAAAGACAGGUAUGUGAGUAACUUGAAGCAAAUUGCUGAGAAGUUAGAUAUAUAG